AAGAACAUUAAAUUUUUUUGUAUUAGUUUAAUAAAUAUCUCCGACUAGUCUCCUCAGUCCGACAAUGCAAACUCAAAUGUUGCACGACGUACACAUUGAACAAGAUGUGGGCAUCCCUUUGUCUGCCGACGCUGCCUGGACGAUCUUCAAUCGCUGGCCGAGGGAAGCGCGGAGCCAACGCAGGCUGCUGGGUAAGAAAGCGCGGCAUACAGUGCCGCAACAGGAUUGUAGCACAUGCUGCAAGAAGGACACCGCCAACACCGACGAGAAGUUAUGUGGCAUUGUGUCGCACGCGCAAAGCGGGCAGCCACGACCGAAAGGUGUGCUGCGCAACCUAAGCGAAUGGUACAAUGCCAAGUGCGCGGCCGACGCGAGUGGAGUAUUGGAUUUGUCGAAAUUGGAGCAUUUGAAGAUAAAAUAUAAAAUACCACCGCACGAAAUUGGCAAGGGUAUUAAUGAAAUGAAGAACCAAUCCGCUAACCCGUCAAGCUUCGGUGCAAAGGGCAAACGUACAGUGCAGGAAAAGAAUAGUACUAAAGAGCAGCUACCAAAAGAUUGCAGCACCUCUGAGUUAUAUUACGCAAUCGAAAAUCAGUUACGCAAUCUGAGUGUCAGCCAAUCGCGUCUUAAACACAUGAGCGCGAGUCUCUGCCGCUUGGCAUACUCCAAGAAGAAUGUGUCCAAGCCCAAACCGAAGCCGAAAGCUUACGACUACCGUGUGGCACAUCUUGGUAUUAACAGCUCAAAGAACAGCAACAGCAGCUCUAGCAACAAGAGUAGCAAAGUAAACAAAGACAAUCAGAUGACAACCAGCAAGAUUAGUAAGUCGAGUGGAGCCAAUAACUCCAAGAAAGCCAGCAAGCGCAGCGACAUCAGCAAGAGUAGCAAGCAAACGAUAACCUCCGACUCGUCCGAUUCCAACGACAAAAGUUUCCGCUUCGUCAACAAUAGUGGAAUAAAAAAUUCAGCGUAUGCCGGUCGCAAACAGCAGCCCGACAGUGCCCGAACUGUAAGCAUGUCUACGAAGGAUGAAAUGCAAGGCUCAAUCAGAGAAGCGCCCAUCCUACAUAUCGGCAGCGGUGGCAGUGUAGCUGGUAAUCAGAAUAGCAGCAGCAGCCUUACUUCCGAAAGUUACCGCACAGUACUCCUACAGCCGGUAACAGAUGAAAGUAGUGCGAAAAUUUCGACACAACCCAAAGCUGGCGGACCGGUUACUAAGAGUCGCAUUGCGACUAAAACCGCGCAAUGCCACCUUAGCCAGCAGAAGCGCAAACAACAAACUACAGACGACAGCUCGAGCGAUGGUCCAACGGCUAGUGACGGCAGGAAGAAGAAAGUGUCGCCUUCGGUGCGCAUUUCAAAGCUCACGCUUGCGUUGCUGUCCAAAAUGUCACCAACCAGGUCUAAAUGUAAUAUGGUGCUGAGGAGAAAGAAGUCGAAGUGUGCGGCCGGCAAAGAGUGCCUGAAGCGUCGCGCAUAG
This is a messenger RNA of Rhagoletis pomonella (apple maggot), 1480 nucleotides long. RefSeq lists its product as uncharacterized. Lineage: Eukaryota; Metazoa; Arthropoda; Insecta; Diptera; Tephritidae. The record is from RefSeq and is a predicted model, not a curated record. Bases 65 to 1480 code for a protein of 471 amino acids. The transcript has a single exon.